UACGAUGCAUUUGAUGCCCCAUUAAACGCUACUAUUUUUAUUUAUUUUUUUAUUUAUUUUUUUACAAUUGUAGUCUAGCUGCAUAGCGUUUAGUAGCUUGCAGGAGAAAACAUGAGUCGACAUUUUACCACUGUUUUCGGUUUGGCUAUAGUUUUUCUUCCUUUCCUGAGCAGUUCAUGUCCUGCACAAUGCAGCUGCUUCUUCCACAAAUUAAGCGACGGGUCAAAAGCAAGGAGUGUACUUUGCAACAAUCCAGAGAUCACUGGGGUUCCUCCAAACUUUCCCAGAGACACAUCGAAGCUGCGCAUUGAAAAGACGGCAAUCACACGUAUUUCAAGCGACAACUUCCACUACCUCAACAACCUGGAGUUUCUGUGGAUGUCUUUCAAUUCACUGAAUUCACUGAAUGUUGACAGUUUCCGGGGUCUUUACAACCUGGAUGAGCUCCGGCUGGAUGGCAACUCCCUCACCUCCUUCCCCUGGGAGUCUCUGACUGAUAUGCCAAACCUGAGGCUCCUCGACCUACACAACAACAAGAUCUCCACUAUCCCUGCCCAUUCCACUGUGCACAUAAAGAAUCUCACCUAUCUGGACUUAUCCAGCAACUCCCUGGCAACCGUUCCUGCUGACUUUCUCACCAUGUGGCUGAGUGUGAAGCCGUCUCAGGACGCAGAUUCCUCCAAACUAAUUCUCGGUCUCCAUGAUAACCCGUGGCUGUGCGACUGCCGGCUGUACGAUCUGGUCCAGUAUCAGAAAUCCCCGUCAUCACCGGUAGCUCUCAUCGACACCCGGCUGAGGUGCGCCGAUCCGGAGAGCUUGUCGGGGGUUCUUUUCACCGAAGCGGAGCUGCAGAGGUGCCAGGGCCCUCGGGUGCACACGGCCGUGGCUCGUGUACGAAGCUCACUGGGCAACAACGUCCUGCUGCGCUGUGGCACAGUUGGAGUCCCCAUCCCAGAGCUGUCCUGGAGCCGCGCUGAUGGAAAGAAAAUGAACGGCACCAUUCAGGAAGAGAUUUCAAAGGAGGGCAUCAUUUGGUCGAUUCUGAGCGUGCCUGCAGUCGCUUACCGAGACUCUGGGAAAUAUGUGUGCAAAGCAACCAACUUUGUGGGCACUGCAGACGCCAUCAUCUCUUUGGUGAUCACAGAUUCCUUUCGGUCAGAGGAAGCAGGUGGGGGGGUCUCUAAGAAAACCAGAGGGAAGAAACCCAGUGGCAUUGGUAGAGCAGCAUACCAGGAGAAACUUAUUGCCAGAUAUGUUCCUCCAACCAGCACCGCUGCCCUACCCAUCGUCAAACCUCUCAACGGCAAAGGCGUGACUGGGAAGUAUGAGGUCGAAAGCUACAGCAUCUCUGACGGUGCUUCUGAGGGAAGAGGCAAGGCUCCAGACCCUCAGAGACCGGUGCAGGUGGAUGCUCUGAGCAACUUAGCAGCCAAUGCCUCGUCCUUACAGCAAGCUCCCGAGAAAAGGGUAGUGCGUUCGGUGAAGGUGAUUGGCGACACCGACCAUACUGUCUCUCUGAACUGGCGAGCCCCUACAGCCACAAACAUCACAGAAUUCAGUGUCCUAUAUGCUGUAUUUGGUGAGAGAGACAUGCGUAGGGUCAACGUAGGUGCUGGAAAGAACCGAAUCACCAUUGACGGCCUUGUACCAAAGACAAAGUACAUUGCUUGCGUUUGCGUUAAAGGCCUGAUCCCAAAAAAGGAGCAGUGUGUAAUCUUCUCAACAGAUGAGGCGGCCAGUGCCAGUGGCACCCAGAAGCUCAUUAAUGUGGUGGUGAUAACUGUAGCAUGUGUGAUCGCCGUCCCCCUGACACUGAUUGUGUGCUGCGGGGCGCUAAAGAAGCGCUGCCAAAAGCUGCUGGGGCGGCAGUCCAAGGAGAUUCAGGACUCGUACGUCACGUUUGAGACCCUGGGCCCUGGGACCAAACCUAAAGGGAUGGAGGGAGAGUAUCUGACAAGGAUAAAUCCUGACGAAUCCAACAGGUUGCUCUCAGCGAGGUCCAGUGUUGACUCGGAGGCCACAGCCAGGACUGAGGGGCCACCAAAUGAGUACUUCUGCUAAAACCAAACAAAUUCCUCAACCUACAGAGGACGCACUUUGUUUUUUACCAGCCUGUGAUGUAAAUAGAGGAACUGCUGUGCUCAGAGACUCGAAAGACUGAGGACAGUGGUCACUGGUAGCUCAGUCGGCAUUGGAUGAACUACGUUGUUUUACAGCCUUGUGGGAAUAAAAAACACCAUUAAUUUGGUGGACGGG
Anarrhichthys ocellatus (wolf-eel) is the source of this 2256-nucleotide messenger RNA. It is a transcript of the gene lrit1b, whose product is annotated as leucine-rich repeat, immunoglobulin-like and transmembrane domains 1b. The coding region runs from base 112 to 2061 and encodes 649 amino acids. NCBI's taxonomy places the organism in Eukaryota, Metazoa, Chordata, Actinopteri, Perciformes, Anarhichadidae. Gene Ontology annotation, cellular component: endoplasmic reticulum membrane. The record is from RefSeq and is a predicted model, not a curated record. Gene Ontology annotation, molecular function: protein binding. The transcript has 4 exons.